Apaloderma vittatum (bar-tailed trogon) is the source of this 1911-nucleotide messenger RNA. Its product is annotated as EF-hand calcium-binding domain-containing protein 4A-like. The transcript is spliced from 14 exons. The annotation marks the transcript as partial. The record is from RefSeq and is a predicted model, not a curated record. Gene Ontology annotation, molecular function: GTPase activity; calcium ion binding; GTP binding. Lineage: Eukaryota; Metazoa; Chordata; Aves; Trogoniformes; Trogonidae.
GUUUGCCCUGGGGGAAAAGACUUUUCAGUUAAGAAGAUGGAGAAGCAGAGGGGAGUGCUCUUGGGAUGCGUCCGCUGGGAUGAAGAAGAGGAAGGGGAUGAGGAGGAUGGGCUGGCUCCUUGCGCUUCUCCUUCCAGCCAAAUGAGCCAACUGGAAGAUGUGCAGGUGGAGAUGCUCGAGAAGGCAAGGGAGCUCUUCCAGCUGUGUGACAAGGACGAGAAGGGUUUUAUCACCAAGGUGGACAUGCAGCGGCUCCAGAGCGAACUGCCCCUAACCCUCGAGCAGCUGGAGACUGUUUUCGACAGCUUGGAGCAGAACAACAACGGGUACCUGACGCCGGUGGAGUUCAGCAUGGGACUGGAGAAGUUAAUAGGGAUUGAAUUGUGUCAAGGGGCUGGGAGAAUGGAUCACUCCAGGCACGAGGAGACCUUUGAGUCAGGUUGGUCAGAUGAUUUGGAUCCGGCAGAUGAUGAUGAAGAGAAACGAUUCUGUUCCAUGAUGGAGCAGCUCGGAGCAGCCCAGAUGUUUGAAGAUCCGCGGGAGAUUCGAGAGUUCUGGGCUCGGCUCCGAAAGGAGCGUCCGGAGCUGUUAUCCAAUUUUGAAGAGUUUCUGUUGCGUGUUUCGUCCUACAUGAGGGAGGUGAAUCACGAGAAGGAGUCCAUGGAACAGGCGCUGAAGCGGAAGGAGACAGACCACGACCGAGAGGUCAGGUGCCUUUAUGAAGAAAUGGAACAACAGAUCAAAGCAGAAAGGGAGAGGCUGAUCUGCCAGGAAGCGCUGAGGCAUGACAGGAGUAACCUGCUCCAGAGGGAGCUGCGCAGCAAAGAGCAGGAGCUGGAGAAGAUCCUCUACCGCCAGAAGAAGCUGGAACAUCAGCUGCAGGCGCUGAACUCGGAGCAGCUGGAGACGCGGGUGCAGAACGAAAGGCUCCGGCACCUGAAUGAAAACUUGCUGGAAGAGCUGGAGAAAAGCAAAUGGGAGCUGGAGGCAGUGAAGGGGCAAUUACAGAAGCUGCAGAAAGAAGCUCAGCUUGAGCAGGAGCAGAAGGACAGGGAUGUGUUCAGAGUCUCGAAGAACAUGCAGAAAGAGAAGCAAAGCCUCCUCCGGCAGCUGGAGCUCCUCAGAGAGAUGAACAAGAAACUUCGAGACGAGCGAGAUGCCUUCGAAGCCAAGAAGCUGGCGCCUCAGAGCAAAAAGCCCCUGCUGAAGAAAGGGUCAGUGCUAGGCAGUCACCUGCUGGACGACAAGCCGGUCAAACGACAACUGGCCUUGGCGGACCUUGCCUUCGCCUUCCCGGUGGAUGUGGCGGCAGACGAACCCAACCGAAAGACCUGUAAAUACUUCCUGGCAAACGAGACGUGGCUGAAGGCAGGAGAAGGCGGUGGCACGAACCUUGGAGAGACGAGCGGGGACAAGGAGAGGUGGUCAUCGGCAGCAGGGGCCGAGUGCCUGAAGAUGACGGAGUGCCUUAAGAUGACGUUGAAGGGCGACGCCGGCUGUAGACAAAAUGCAGAUGGAUUAGCCGGUGCUCGGUUGCCUCCUAGAGGACAGCCCGUUGGCACCGAAACCAGGCUCCAGGCACUGGAACCAGCCAGCUGCUCCCCAGAUCGCAUCUUUAAAGUGGUCUUUGUAGGGAACUCUGGCGUCGGGAAGAGUUCCUUCAUCCACCGCUUCUGCUACGACAGGUUCUUGGCUGAGCUCAACGCAACCAUCGGUAUUGAUUACCAGGUGAAGACUCUGAUGGUGGAUAACACCCAGGUUGCUUUACAGCUGUGGGACACAGCUGGACAAGAAAGGUUUCGGAGCAUCACCAAGCAGUAUUUCCGGAAGGCUGACGGGAUCCUGGUGAUGUACGACAUCACGGCCGAGUGCUCCUUCACAGCGGUGCGCAACUGGAUGAGCAGUGUCCAG